GCGUGCCCCGCGUCCCGCUGUCCGCCCGCUCGGGUCCAGGGCGCCGCCUCCGUGUAGGGCGGGCGAGGAGGCAGCUGAGGCGGAGCUGAUGGCUGCACUGAGGGCGGGGCAGGGUGCAGGCUGGAGCCUACGGGGAUGGCGGGCUUUGGGGGGGGUUCGCUGGGGGAAGGGACCCCCGUUGACCCCUGACCUCCGGGCCCUGCUGACGUCAGGUACUCCUGACCCUCGGGCCCGAGUGACUUAUGGGACCCCCAGUCUCCGGGCCCGGUUGUCUGUGGGGGUCCCUGAACAACGGACAUGUCUGACAUCGGGGACUUCAGAUUCCCGAGCACAGCUGACUGCGGGAACCCCAGACCCCCGGACGCGGGAGGACUCAGGGACCCCUGGAACCCGUCUGCGCGUGUGGCUGGCGGUGGCGCUGGGCGCCGGGGGGGCAGUGCUCUUGUUGUUGUGGCGCGGGGGUCGGGGUCCUCCGGCCGUCCUCGCCUCGGUCCUCGGCUCGCCGCCCACCUCUCCCCGGAGCCAGUACAACUUCAUCGCAGACGUGGUGGAGAAGACGGCACCUGCCGUGGUUUAUAUCGAGAUCUUGGGCCGGCACCCUUUCUCUGGCCGCGAAGUCCCUAUCUCGAAUGGCUCCGGAUUCGUGGUGGCUGCCGACGGGCUCAUCGUUACCAACGCCCAUGUGGUGGCUGAUCGGCGCCGAGUCCGUGUGAGGCUGCCUAGCGGCGACACGUAUGAGGCAGUGGUCACAGCUGUGGAUCCCGUCGCAGACAUUGCCACGCUGAGGAUUCAGACUAAGGAGCCUCUCCCCACACUGCCCCUGGGACGCUCAGCUGAUGUCCGGCAAGGGGAGUUUGUUGUUGCCAUGGGAAGUCCCUUUGCACUGCAGAACACAAUCACAUCUGGCAUCGUCAGCUCUGCUCAGCGUCCAGCCAGAGACCUGGGCCUCCCCCAAACCAAUGUGGAAUACAUCCAGACUGAUGCUGCCAUUGAUUUUGGAAACUCUGGAGGUCCCCUGGUUAACCUGGUGAGUGGGAUAUCCUUCUUUCCAAGAAUCCCUGCCCCAGGUCAGUGUGGAAUGGAUGGGGAAGUGAUUGGGGUGAAUACCAUGAAGGUCACAGCUGGGAUCUCCUUUGCCAUCCCUUCUGAUCGCCUGCGAGAGUUUCUGCAUCGUGGAGAAAAGAAGAAUUCUCAUCUUGGAAUCAGUGGGUCCCAGCGCCGCUACAUUGGGGUGAUGAUGCUGACCCUGACUCCCAGCAUCCUUGCUGAGCUACAGCUUCGAGAACCAAGCUUUCCUGAUGUUCAGCAUGGUGUGCUCAUCCAUAAAGUCAUCCUGGACUCCCCUGCACACCGGGCUGGUCUACGGCCAGGUGAUGUGAUCUUGGCUAUUGGGGAGCAGCUGGUACAAAAUGCUGAAGAUAUUUAUGAAGCUGUUCGAACCCAAUCCCAGCUGGCAGUGCGGAUCCGGCGGGGACCGGAAACACUGACCUUAUAUGUGACCCCUGAAAUCACAGAAUGAAUGGAUCAGCAAGAGUAUGAGGCUCCUGUGCUGAUUUCCACCUUGCUUUCCUGGCCUAGGCUCUGAGGGCACCUGGACAGAGAAGGAAAUGAACCAAUGGGGGGCAGGUCCCUCCAAACACCAGCAUCAAUCCCUGGGCUCUGAGGAAUCACAAAAACACUUUUUAUAUAAAAUAAAAUUAUACCUAGCAACAUGUUAUAGUA
This is a messenger RNA of Diceros bicornis minor, 1722 nucleotides long. It is a transcript of the gene HTRA2, whose product is annotated as HtrA serine peptidase 2. Lineage: Eukaryota; Metazoa; Chordata; Mammalia; Perissodactyla; Rhinocerotidae. The coding region runs from base 89 to 1519 and encodes 476 amino acids. The record is from RefSeq and is a predicted model, not a curated record. Gene Ontology annotation, cellular component: mitochondrion. Gene Ontology annotation, biological process: positive regulation of apoptotic process; programmed cell death; proteolysis. The transcript is spliced from 8 exons. Gene Ontology annotation, molecular function: serine-type endopeptidase activity; protein binding.